AUGACCUGGAUAAGACAGGAAGACGUGGGCAUGCCCGGCAUCAUCAGCUCCAUGUCCAUUAACCCCAAGAUGAUGGAGGUGGUCCGCAAGCUUAACCAGGCCGUCAGUUUCGGCGCGUCUGAACUCACCCGGGUUCAGGAGGAAUCCAUUGCCGUAGCCGUCCACGUCCUGCACGACUAUACGACUGCCGACCUCGACCCGCAGACCAGAGGCAUGCUGGACUUUGCGGUGAAGCUGACCAAAGAACCGACGGAGAUGCGGGAGGCAGAUGUAAUAACCCUGAGAGAACUGGGUUUGUCUGAUGAACAGAUACUCUCAGUGGUGGGGAUAACCUGCCUGUUCAAUUUUAUGAACCGGCUGGCCGAUGGCCUGGGUGUGGACAUAGGGGCGGAACGCCAGCAGGCCAUGGACGGGUGGGUUACAGGCCCGGCCCGGGACCAGGACUGGCUGUGGGUUUUUAAAGGUGAGCGGGUCUAG
Molecule: messenger RNA, 477 nt
Organism: Geodia barretti
Lineage: Eukaryota; Metazoa; Porifera; Demospongiae; Tetractinellida; Geodiidae
Source: the annotation of a GenBank genome assembly